Alternaria burnsii is the source of this 1836-nucleotide messenger RNA. RefSeq names its product peptide transporter ptr2-a. The record is from RefSeq and is a predicted model, not a curated record. Bases 1 to 1836 code for a protein of 611 amino acids. Gene Ontology annotation, cellular component: membrane. Gene Ontology annotation, molecular function: dipeptide transmembrane transporter activity. Gene Ontology annotation, biological process: transmembrane transport; oligopeptide transport. NCBI's taxonomy places the organism in Eukaryota, Fungi, Ascomycota, Dothideomycetes, Pleosporales, Pleosporaceae. The transcript has 8 exons.
AUGUCUACAGGCGCCAACCUGGAGAUAGUUGAUGCCGCUCUGGCAAAUGUGCACGCCCCUCACAACAACACAAGGGGCAGUAUGAGUCUGGAAAAGCAUGAUAAGUUUGUGUCGACUUCUGAGAGCCUUCUUGGCCCUAAUGGCGAGCAAUACCCUACCGAUGAAGACUGGCAACAGCUCCGCCGCGUAUAUGGCAAAGUCAACUGGAUGAUCUACGUUAUUGGUAUUGUGGAGAUGUGUGAGCGUUUUGCCUACUACGGAACCACCGCGGUAUUUGUCAACUUCAUUCAGAGAGACCUGCCUACUUCAGGACCUUUCCCGGAAGCAGGCGCUGCAGGUGAUGGGCAGCCUGGCGCACUUGGAAUGGGCCAGCGCGCUAGUACUGGCCUCGUCCAAUUCAACUCCUUCUUCUCCUACAUCAUGCCCCUAGUCGGCGGAUGGGUUGCAGAUGAAUACUGGGGAAAAUUCAAAACGAUCUAUUUUGCGAUUGGAGUCGCAACCCUCGGACAUGUCUUGAUCAUCAUCGCCGCGAUCCCUCAGGUUAUGGGGCCAAACCCCGAAGGAGCUCUUGCCUCAUUCAUCCUAGGGUUGAUCUUGUUUGGAACCGGCGUGGGCUUCUUCAAGUGCUGCAUAUCUCCAUUGAUUGCGGAGCAGUAUGAGGCCAGCCACCCGCGAGCUUUCAUUCGCACCGAACCAAACGGAGAACGAGUUAUCGUCGAUCCAGGGAUCACCUACUCCCGAGUUUACAUGCGCUACUACCUUCUGAUCAACGUUGGAGCACUUGUUGGUCAAGUUUCCAUGGUGUACGCAGAGAAAUACGUCGGGUUUUGGCUUUCUUUCACAUUGCCAACCAUUCUCUUCGCCCUCUGCCCACUUCUGAUGCUUGCUUUCAGUAAGCAUUACGUCAAGAAGCCUCCGCAGGGUGACGUGCUUGUCAAAUCGAUGAGAACGUAUGGCUUGGUUCUGAAAGGGCGCUUCUCGCUCAAUCCUGUACAAACGUGGAGGAACCUUUCUGAUCCAAACAUCUGGGAUGCUGCGAAGCCAAGCAAGAUCGCAAACAAACCAGCAUGGAUGACUUUCGAUGACGCGUGGGUGGAGGAAGUUCGACGUGGCAUCAAAGCCUGUCAAGUAUUCUUCUGGUUGCCGAUAUUCUGGCUACCUUAUGGCCAGAUGACUAGCAACCUAGUUUCACAAGCGUCUACUAUGAAACUUAACGGUGUACCAAACGAUGUAGUGCACAAUCUGAAUCCAUUCACGCUGCUCAUUUCCAUUCCGAUCUUCGACAAGAUCAUAUAUCCAAGGCUUGCCCAUUGGGGUAUCAAUUUCACUCCCUUGAAGAAGAUCCAAGCCGGUUUCGCCUGUGCCAUGCUCUCCAUGGUUGUUGCAGCAGUCAUUCAGCACUUUAUCUACCAAAAGUCGCCAUGUGGAGAAUUUCCAACAGAUUGCGACCAGCCACCUGACCUUUCGGUGUGGACUCAGGUUCCAGCCUACAUCCUCAUUGCAUUCUCGGAGAUCUUCGCAUCGAUCACUGGAUUAGAGUACGCGUACACAAAAGCACCGAAGAAUAUGCGCUCGUUGGUUACAGGCAUGUUUUGGUUUACCCAUGCCUUCUCUUCUGCCAUUGCGCAAGCCUUCGUACCAUUGGCUGGUGAUCCACUCCUUGUAUGGCUGUACAUGAGUAUCGCCAUCUUGACAUUUCUCGGUUGGGUGGGUUUCGCCUGGACCUUCAGAACAUUGGACAAAGAGAACGAUAUGCUUGACAAGCUUCCUGAAGGUGGCUUCCAGUCUAACGCUGAGUACGCCGCGGCGAAGACUGAGAAUGCCGAAAGAGCCUGA